CUGAGGUUUUGUCUGACAAAAAAAUGCCACCGUCCAUUGAAACAAUCAAUAAUCAGAUGUUGCUGAAUAUGAGAGAAAGACUAUACCAUGUUGAUAUGAAAAAAAGUCUGCGUUUGGACAAGACAGAUUUGAUGGACAAGGAUUGCCUGGACGUGUUACCAAUCCUAAAACAAUUAGAGGAGGCAAAGCUGUCAGCAGUGGUAUAUCUGAACUUUUCUAAUGUGGACCAGAUAACAGAUAUAUUCUUCCUGGUGUUGAAACUUAAUGAAAAGAAACUGUCACUAAGCUCCCUGGAAGUUAUAGAUGUUUGUGGCUGUCGUAACAUCACCGAUGAGGGAAUACGCUGGCUAUCAGAAACUGAAUCAUUGGUUUUGAAUUCUAUCAAAUUGAAAGGAUGUAAACAGAUUACACAGAGAAGCAUUUGCAGACUACUGAAUAAAAGGAGGAGCUUAGAGGAGAUCAACUUGACAGCGACAUCUUGUGCAUUCUUCCCUGGUCAUCUGAAAUUGAUGAAUUAUGUGAUGGAUGUGAUCGUUGCUCACUGCCCUCUGGUAUCACCGACCAAAUAUGCCUACAACUGUUGCCAUUCAUUAAAUGCCUUCAAAGGAACGUUUAAAGACAAAGCUGUUGUUCCCUAUCCCCACCACAAAUUGCUGGUGCUGCACUCUCCAUCCAGUCAAAGCACGAAGGGCAUAUUUACUGGAAAUCCUCUGGACUGUGACCAUGGACUCAGCAUAUAUAGAGGUUGGAGGGACACUACAGAGACAUCAGACUUCUACAAUGUGUUUGAAGUUCUCACUGGAAACGGAACAGAGAAUCUAGUCCUAGGUAACGGAUGUAUUGUUCUCCUGCCCUUUAUGACAUCGGAUAACAAGACAGCAUUCAGUCUUGCCUCGCUGAUCCUUACAGUUCUGGGACAGUACCCUGAGAAUGUGUUUGUACUUGCUGCAUUGUCGAAAGAGGUCUCACCCCAGACAAUGAGAGACAAAGUAGUUUCUAUCAUCCAAGACUGGACUACCUACGUGUCAGACUCCAUCAUAUAUAAAGGUGAGAGUGACAGCAGGGUUCUGACAGAGUCCUCCUUCGCUGAUCAGAUGCAGAUUGUAUUCAGCCAGACACUGUUGGACAAUUUGAAUACACUGAUAUCUCAUUCUGAAAUCAUCAGUGCAGUCAGCUUGAUCGAGGAUCCAAAACAUUCCUACCUGGCAUCUUCCUUGAAAAACCUUGAGAAGCACUUUCCUUGGCACACAUCCAAUUUUAUGGAAGAACCAAUCGAAAGUCUGGAGAAAUUGACAAAAAACUUUUGCAGCGUUUUGCCUCUGGUUUCUCCAAUUUUGGAGGUGAUUGAGGAUGUGAGGAGGUCCAACACCUCCCUAAAUGGAUGUAAUGAGAUAGAGUCAGCCAUGCAGAUUCUACAUGACAGGGGUUUGUGUGUGUUCUUCCCUGAUGUUGACGGGAAACCCUCCAUCCCAGAUAUAACUGUACUCCCUACUAUUGCGAACCUAGCGGGCAAGGCUCCUCACCACGCCUAUAUACAAGGGCUGGGACCAGAUAUUCCCUGCUGGAGGAAAGACGACUUCACUUCUCUGAAUGACACAAUUAGGGGACAUGAAAAUCUCCUUCUUAAAGUACUGAAGAAGAUGGGAUUGUUGUAUAGGUUUCCAUGCUCCCUCAGAGAUUCUGAAUUUACAGACAAUGUUCUGUAUGUUUUAUCAUCAGACCUGCCCGACAGCCCAUACCUACCAUCGGACAAAGUCUGGCCUGAUGAGUUAGAAACAGGAGAGGAACAGAGAGAUUGUUACCUGACAUUACCAGCCAUGCCCUCCUACCUGCUGCCAUGUUUUCUCAGAAAACUUCAGGAAAUGUCUAAGGUAUUGUUGAUGUGGAGGACAGGACUGGUAAUUCGUCAAGGUCCAGUGAUGAUUCUGGUGAAACUGAUCUGUAAUCAGAUGUGUCAUGAUUUACCAGGGCUGGUGAUCAGUGCACGGGUGAUGCAUAACAACCUGCGAAACACUCUAACUCUCACAUUCAACAACAUCAGGACACUCUUGGAGGCUCUGUUACAGAAACGGAAGAUUUUCGCAGUGAAAAGUGUGUGUUGUGAGACUUGUAACCCAACCAAGAGGACACAGCUUGCUCUUAGUAACAACUGCUGUCAGGUGAGGGAGAUGGAUGUCAGAGUGAGUGACAAGCCAGUCGUGUGUAGUAAAACUAGCGCUGGGAUAGUUAUCACCAAGGAAACGUUACUUCCUCAAGGUCUAAAACAGAGUGACUUCAUUCCUAACCACAAAUACAUGCUGAUGAUGAUCCAAGGUUUCACUAAGAAGUUGUCGGUAUCACCUCGCUGUUAUUUGUGUAACAACUGUAGCGCACAGGGUGUCUACUGCCCAGAGAACCUCAAGCCAGGCAUCUCCAACAGGAUCUGCAGUUGUAAAUAUACAAGUCUUUGUGUGUAUUGUGGUGUAUGUGACCAGUGCCUGUACCAGAUAACGCAAGCUCACGCCACAGUUCAGCCCUCCUUCCAACUAAGCGAAGAGUACCCCGACUCAACAGCUAAGAGGGUUGGAAAUGAGGUGAAAUUCCGUAGUGGUGAGCAGUACUACAUGCCCGAUCUCCUACAUCCAGAAUACAAUAACCACCUCAUCAUCACCCUCAACACUCAAAAUAACUUCAUCAUAGAACUAGACCAUUUUUCACCGAAAAGUGCUGGGUUUUUUCUGAAGUACAUGACAAGUACAGGAGAGAUAACAUUGAGGGAAAGCGAGGAUACGUUAUCUUACAACAAGGUUUCGGGCGAAAUAUACGACCAAUUAGAUUUCCUCAUUGUCUUGGACGAGACUAAUCCAUUCAGGAAGAAACUACAUAUACAGAAGAAUGGAGAUUUCAUCUAUGGAUUUGACCUGCAUAGUCUCGGUAGGACGCGUGUCAAUAUAACAUCGCAGAAAGGUGGCAGUGUCUUGGUGUACACACCUAACCUUAUACAAAAAGAAAAAAUUGACACCAAGAAUAAAGAGAAUUUUCAAGAUGGCCGUGUCCUGAAGUGCUGUGGACCGUUUCCAACAGUGCUUGAGAGGAAAAUGUCGGUGAUGUGGCCAGCACUAGAGGAUGGUCUCUUACAUAAUAACAAUGGUGACCUGUACUUCACAGGAACUGCCGGCGUGAUGCUGCCCAAACAACUAACGUGGGAGGAGGUGAUAUGUCCAAGUCCAAGGUUGUUAUUGAAGCCAGCUCUCUACCAUCCUCUUUGUGUGGCCAAUGUACACAAUGGUCUAGAGUUAGAACACAACUCUACCUGGCGCCAGCAAAUGUUCCUCAUCCACCUGGUAAAUGCAGAGGGCUACACAUUACCUGUCUCUGAUGAAACCAUGGAUCUUCUCAUUUGGGGCUGGCAAUGCCUCCUGACACAUUACCCAUUUUUGGACUUGCCUCCAGUUUAUGACAAGCUGUUUCCACAGUUACCCUCCACUGGAGUAAAUGACCACAAGGCUGAACUGAUUGGACAAGGUGUACAUGAAAUAAUGCUGCUGUACGUGAUGAAGAAGCUGGCAUCAUUUGGGGAAGACUUCGGCAGAGACAAAAUCCUCGGAAUCACCACUACCAAGGUCGGCCAAUGUCACCCAUACAACAACUCUGGUGCAACGCAACUUCGGACCUUAGCGAAAGACAACCUCACAAGAUUUGGCCUCGAUAUCAUGCUUCGCAAAAAGCGACCAAAUUAUGUGUGUCUGUGUCACGCAGCCUGUCGGUCUCCUGCAGGUACCAGUGGCAACCUGACAGAAAUACCGACGUUGAUUUUCAGUGGUAACCCCAAUCUGGUGACAUGUCUGAAACUUCCUGGUAACCGCCUUACUACCAUCCCAGCUGAAACCUUCCUCAACCUGCCUCAUCUCCUAAAUUGGACCUGAGUAUCAACUUUAUUGAUGUUC
This is a messenger RNA of Pecten maximus, 3926 nucleotides long. RefSeq lists its product as uncharacterized. The record is from RefSeq and is a predicted model, not a curated record. Bases 24 to 3905 code for a protein of 1293 amino acids. NCBI's taxonomy places the organism in Eukaryota, Metazoa, Mollusca, Bivalvia, Pectinida, Pectinidae. The transcript is spliced from 29 exons.